Molecule: messenger RNA, 2464 nt
Organism: Thunnus maccoyii (southern bluefin tuna)
Lineage: Eukaryota; Metazoa; Chordata; Actinopteri; Scombriformes; Scombridae
Gene: pdap1a
Product: pdgfa associated protein 1a
Exons: 6
Coding region: 163-645 (160 amino acids)
Cellular component (GO): cytosol
Molecular function (GO): RNA binding
Source: RefSeq, a predicted model, not a curated record
UAGGUGCUAGUGAAUGCGGUGCAGCGACGUAUGUGCUGCCGACAGCGGGAGACACGAAGCCGCUUGUAGCCUUUUCUUCUGUCGACUGUUCAACCUGUACGACUGUCAAAUUAUUCAGCGGUAUAAUAGUGUAGAUAAGCUGUAUAAACGUGACUCUUCAUAAUGCCACGGGGCGGGAAAAAGGGCCACAAGGGCAGAGGAAAGCAGUUCAGCAAUCCUGAGGAGAUUGACCGACAGAUGAAAGCACAGAGAGAGCUGGAGGCAAAUGCUGGUGUAGAGAAGGAGAGCUCUGAGGAUUCAGAGGAAGAGAGCAGCAGUGAUGAAGAAUCUGAGUCCAAGAGGAGGAGCGGAGUGGAGGGGCUUAUAGAAAUUGAGAAUCCCAACCGUGUGUCUCAGAAGAGCAAGAAGGUGUCUGAAGUAGACGUCUCCGCUCCCAGAGAGCUGUCCCGCAGAGAGAGAGAAGAGAUAGAGAAGCAGAAAUCAAAAGAACGCUACAUGAAGCUCCAUCUUGAGGGGAAGACUGAUCAGGCCAAGGCUGACCUGGCCAGACUCGCCAUCAUCAAGAAACAGAGGGAGGAUGCUGCCAAGAAGAGAGACGAACUCAGGAAAGAAAAAGAAGCCGAAGAAGCCAAAGCAAAGCGCUAGUCCUCCACUUCAAGGCUUCAACAUGCACAUCAGUCUCAGAGUGAUGGAGAAAGAUGGGAAUAAGGAGAUCUGGAGAACAUGGAGGGAACCAAUACGAGUGGCGUCAGAUCAGGGGUGCUCCUGAGCUCCUGUCCCUCAUUUUAAAUCAGAGGGGCGUGGGUCUUCAUGACGGUGUGGUCAGGACAGGGAAAACGGGUGAAGCAAAGCAAGAUGAAGAGGAAUGCAACAUUUGGGAUGCCUCUGAUUUUGUUUAAAAUUCCUCUCGAAGUUUCAAGAGGAGACAAUCGCAGGUUUUCCAAGUGCUUCAGAGCCUCUUUACUCUUAAUCACCCACCAGGGUUUUAAUUCUAAAGCUGCUGAAGUUAUUUCCAUUCCUUUUGAUUCAUACAUUUUUACAAGGUUACUUAUUACAAGUUUACUUAUUGACUGAACAGGUAUCACAAGGAGCGUGCAUGAGGAUUUUUCUUGGGUGCUUUACUUUUUCUUCUAUCUAUCCUGUUUUUGUAAAAAGGCAAACCAGAGACAGAUGGAGAAAAGAACAAUAUUUAGAAGAUAAACUGAUAUAUAGGAAAUAUACGAUGUAGAUUAGUAUUUUGUUCUGGAUUAAAAAUGGCAUGCGGCACCGCAGCUACAUCUUUCAUGAAUGUAGUUGUGUGGAUAUAAGAUAUUGGUAUACAUUUCUAAAGAUUUUCUUUACACACCAUCGAAAAAUAAUUUGAAUGUUCGGCUUUUCCCACCACUUUAUCUUUGUCUCAGUGUAGGUAUUGCCUUAUUUUCAGCCCCCUUUUUUUGAAUUGGCAAUUUACAGAGUAGGAAGACGUAGCUGUCCUACCUACCACAACACAUGUAGAAAGUAGUAAAUGUUUAGUUUGUUUUGGUGUCUCAAAUUUACACUUUUCUCCCUAGAAUCCACUUAUUGCUGUCAGUUCAAGUGUAUUUCAAAAUGUGUCUUGUAGUCCUUUGCUUAAAGCAUCAUGAAUAUUACUUGAAUUGCCUAAAAUAAGCAUUUGGGGUUAUUUUUAAGUUGUCAAACCUCAGUGUUGGAAAGCAUUGUCUCCAACUGCCUCAGUAACUGUGGUCUUGGCCUGUUUCUGAUGGGAUCCUCUGUGGUUCUGAAGGAGGGAUUGUGUCUUUUGUUGCCUUGUCAAAGUUUACACAAGACCAGUUCACUGUCUUUCUCCUGUACUAGAGCUUUUUCACAGCAGGCAUAUUGACAUGUCAUAGCAGUAAAGGCACAGCUGUAAUUAAUAACAUGAACGAUUGCAGCGUGACAUUAUGGUGUUGCAGUUCCAGAGCCAUGCUGCUGUGCAUGUUUGCUUGCUAAUAUUCAUUUCAUGUUCUUAGUUCCACCUGCGCAUUUCCUGCCUUGACAAGUCAAAAUGUCUGCUGUGAAAAAGGACAAUUAGAGUGCUACAAAAAGCCUACACCUGAGUUAAUUUAUUAGGUACACUUAGAAUCUAAUGCUAUCCAGCACAUCAGCACCACUAAAUGCAGUUUCCACAAUGAUCACAGACAGCUCAACUCCUCUCUGAUGGUAUAAAGUAAAACUGAACAUGAUAAACUUCACAAAAAUUGGAUUUACAGCAGAGCAUUUGUAUGGUUUAGACUGCACAGGUGUACAUAAUAUACUGGUAACUCAGCAUGUGGUGGAUUAGGAAAUUCCAGGAAAGCAGUAUUCCCUAUAAUAUGGAAGUAGUUCAAAGAACAAACUGUUGAAACCACAAAGUGUGAGAAAUGUAGCCACAACAUACAAAUGAAUUCCUAAGUUUUCCAUCAUGUAUUUGAAGUCAUUUUUAAAAAUAAAUUCAUUAAUAGACAAA